Molecule: messenger RNA, 1751 nt
Organism: Didymodactylos carnosus
Lineage: Eukaryota; Metazoa; Rotifera; Eurotatoria; Philodinida; Philodinidae
Source: the annotation of a GenBank genome assembly
AUGGGCUAUUCGAGGCGAAGAAAGUUUAAGGGCAGACACGUGUCACUGCCACACGAUGUAGUUGGACCUCGUGAUAAUUCUGACAUAUUUCUUAAAGCGAUUGAAACUACAGUUGCAUCUGCUUGUAAACAACAGCAAGAGCAAAUUAGUGGAUUAACUGUCGAAUUAGAUAGAACGAAAUCCCACUUAAAUGAUUUGGAACAGUAUGGUAAACGUAAAGAUCUGCUUAUUUACGGUAUUCCAGUGAAAAACGAUGAAAACUUAUAUACAACAGUAAUGGAAUUAGGAAAUGCUUUAGGUAUUAAAUUAAACAGAAACGACUUCUAUGCAACUCAUCGUUUGCCAGCAAAAAGAACAGGUGAUAAAUUAAAGUCAACAAUUAUUGUAAGUUUUGUACGUAUUACUGGUCAUCGAGAUCGGCACGGUGGUGGAUGUGCGAUUUAUGUAAGAAGUGAUUUUCAUUGUAUACGAUUACUUGAGUUUGAAAAUGCAAGAUCUGAAAUACUAAUAAUGCGCUUAACAUUAGGAAAUCGCUUAAGUGUAAUAAUUUUGCAUGUGUAUCGUCCACAGACGCUUACUGUGAGGCAAAUUAAAGAACAAUUACACAAUGUACUUGAAGAAAUAAAUAAAUCAAAAUAUAAAAAAGUAGUGGCCACACGUGAAUUUUCUCAUGUUAAAAUUUCCGUAAAAAAUAUCACUUGCGGACACGCGUGAAAAUGAUUCCCACUAAUUUCAUUGUGAAACAUAUCUUCACAUUUAUUCGCACGUCAGUUUUUCACGCAACUCAUUUCGUGAAUAAUAUUCACACUUAACCCCAAGCGACAAAAUUCUUACGUUUCACGCGCGUCCACGUAAGAAACCUUUUACAGGUGCGAAAUGUCGUGAAGAUUAAGCGGCAAGCAUAAAUACAAAUUUCUCCUAUAUCUUCUGAAAGUUGUACAUGCAUACAGAUGAUUACCUCGGAAUUCCGAUGUAAUACAUUUUCUUUCAUUUUAUAAGAAAUAAAUCAGAGAAUGGUGAUGUGUUUUGUUAUUACAAUAGAUAGAACGGGAGAUCAAAUUUCCACAAUCUAAAUAUUUUUCCAUUAGAUGAACUAUCGGCAAACAAAUAUUGGCAAAAAAAAACAGAUUAGUUUAAUUUUGUCUUACGUUAGAAAGGAGCAAAACAUUUUUAAAAAUGGCUAUUUUCACACUAAAGUUCCGCGAGUUUUUGAAAAAUAUUUUAUUGAUAUCUUUCAAACUAUCCAACAUUUGGCUUUCACUUUUUAACCAUUGUUUCACAUUAUAAUAUUAAACAUUUUCCUAAAGUUUCGACUUUAGAGCUUUAGUCGUUUCUGAGGAAAGAGCGGAAAUGUCCCGCGACUUAAAAACGAAAAAAUUUCUACGAAGAAUUUACUUAAACUAGACUUAUUAUAUACCAUUGGAUUUGUCUUUUGUUGGGAAAGAUAACCAUGCCUUUCAUAACCCUGCGGAAUAUAUGGAUCGUUACUUUGAGACUAGAAGAUCCUAAAUAAAGUAGUAUCGCAGUAUCGCUGGCUACUCAGUGAAUAGAAUGUAUAUACACUUGUACAUAUACAAAACACUAUAAGCAUGCGUCUCUAAACAAUGCACAGUGGGCAUCCAGACGGACAUUAGGCAAAAAAUCGAAGUAACUCUUUUCUCAAAUAUAAAUAGUGUAAAAUGUAGCUGUUCAAAUUCUCUAUCGAAUGGUGUAUAAAUGUCUAUUUUGAAAAUGGAUCCUUCGAGCAGAAG